Messenger RNA from Tribolium castaneum (red flour beetle), 2144 nucleotides. RefSeq names its product ankyrin repeat and LEM domain-containing protein 1. Lineage: Eukaryota; Metazoa; Arthropoda; Insecta; Coleoptera; Tenebrionidae. The transcript has 5 exons. The record is from RefSeq and is a predicted model, not a curated record. Gene Ontology annotation, biological process: double-strand break repair via homologous recombination; resolution of meiotic recombination intermediates. The coding region runs from base 60 to 1961 and encodes 633 amino acids. Gene Ontology annotation, cellular component: nucleoplasm; cytoplasm. Gene Ontology annotation, molecular function: protein binding; DNA endonuclease activity.
GUUUCUGUUUUUUCCUCUAAUUGCAAGACAAUCUUCUACUGGGGGUGGGUUAUGUGAAAAUGAACAUAUACAGAGGCAGGAGCAUUAGCGAGAUUUAUUUGGCUUCACGACUCUACGACGCAAUUGAAGACUGCGAUUUGAGUUCGGUGAAAACCCUCUUAUCGCGAGGCGCUGAUCCCAAUUUGAUUCUCCCCAAAGUUCGAAUUUCCCCCCUUCACCUAAUCAUCGGAAACGAUUCCGUGGAGUUCGCAGUGACUGUCGUCACUCUUCUACUUCAAAACGGGGGAAACCCCAAUAAUCAAGCCGAUGAUGGCUUAACACCGAUUCACAUCGCCGCCGCUUGGGGGCGCUAUGACAUCCUCAAGCUCCUUCUGGAUUGCGGGGGAGACCCCGAAAUCAGGGACACCAACAACAAGACUGCUUUUCAUUACGCCCUAGAAGAGGGCUUCGUCAAAUGCUACAAUUUGCUCAAGCUUUAUGUGGCUGAUAAGGCCGACGUUUUGUUUAAGGAGAAAGAAGACUGCAAGAAUUACGAUUUUAAAUUGGAUAAGAUAGUGGUAGACAAUGGUAGUACAAUCGGCGAAUACGAAAUCAUCAAUGAGUCCAAAACCGACAGUAUUAGUAAAAAUUCGCCCAAAUUGGACGAACUGCCCCAGUCCAACUCAAACGAGUACAUCAUCAACUGGUUCAACAGCCACGUCCAAACCUCCCCCACCGCCACCGCCCACACAGCCGGAAGCACCUCCGGCUUCGACGACACCGAUUCGUUCAAAGAAUCGGACGAGGAGCGAUACACUCACUUAAACAACCACAAUGUCUGUUUCCGCAAGGUUUACCGCAAAAGAUCGCCGAAAAAAAUCAAAAUCAAGGAAAUCAGCGGGCUCACAGGCCUGGACUCCACCAGUGACUACGCCACGUGCACGUCCGGGGCUUCCCCCGAUGCUCUCGAACGCAACAUUUUUGAUUUUCCGGAUGAGACCAAGUCGGAAGGGGUCAGCAGCUCGGAUUUGAGUUUUGUGAGCGUUUCGGAGGUUUACAAGUAUGUGGAUGAGGCCGAAGGGAUUGUUUUGUACGAGAGGAGGUUUUUGAAGACGCCCACAGUCAGUGAGGGCAGUGUCAAGUCGUUUGUUUCCUCGAGGGAUUCACUCCCGGAAACAAUUGAUUUCGAGGAUUAUGAUCCUGAGACUAUCAGGAGGGAACUGACGAGUUUGGGGUACAAUCCGGGGCCGAUUACGGUCUCGACAAGGAGGGUUUAUUUGAAGAAGUUGAAGCAGUUGAAGAAAGUACAGCCGGUGGUCAAGACGGUGGAGAAAAAGGCGGAACCUAGAGUGUACUCCUCCGAGUUGGAGAAAACCCUGUGCAACCCCGACUGGUUGAAAAACAUCUCGCUGUACAAAACCCUCGACGAGGCUUUCACCAAGCAGUUCUCCACGCCAGACCCUUCGAAAAAGUGGCGCGAGGGCACCAACAAGUCCUCCUUCACCUACCUCCUCCUGGACCCCCGAAUCACCAACAACCUGCCGUUCAGGUCCGAGUCGCUCAAACCUAGGGAGGUUUGGGAGACGUUCCUGUCGUCGGUGUUUUACGUGGGGAAGGGAAAGAGGACACGGCCCUAUGACCACCUCUACGACGCCGUCAAUCUCUGGAAUCGGGGACUGAGGAGCUCCGAGUGUCGCAAGUUGGACAAAAUCCUGGAUAUUUGGAAGGAUAAUUGCGGGGUUGUGUGUUUGCACCUCUUCCAGAACAGUAUCCCGGUGGAGGCGUACACGCGAGAGGCGGCGAUUAUUGACGCGAUCAACAUCGAGAAUUUGUGUAAUGUGAACAGGGGGAAUUUUUACGGGGUGGCGGCGACCUGGGGGCAGAGGGAUAAGGACAAGUUCGGGGUGUUUCUGCUCUACAAGGCCAUGGUGAUUUUUUUGAACGAAGGGGAGAGGCAGCUGUGUCCCGCGGAUAUUAACUAGGGUUCUGCAGUUUGUAUUUACUUCACAGUAUUAGGCGGACAUUAUUUGAUGAAAUUGUACACUGUUUUAUUUAUACGAUUAUGUCUAUUCUAUGAAUAAAAAAUAACUUGCUCAAAUAAUGCUAGUUUUAUAAUUAGAUUUGUUAACAUUCAAAUAUGGCAAUAAACUUUUUACAUUGAUAAA